Messenger RNA from Planococcus citri (citrus mealybug), 5948 nucleotides. Its product is annotated as proteasome adapter and scaffold protein ECM29. Gene Ontology annotation, cellular component: cytoplasm; nucleus. NCBI's taxonomy places the organism in Eukaryota, Metazoa, Arthropoda, Insecta, Hemiptera, Pseudococcidae. The coding region runs from base 178 to 5619 and encodes 1813 amino acids. The transcript has 36 exons. The record is from RefSeq and is a predicted model, not a curated record. Gene Ontology annotation, molecular function: molecular adaptor activity. Gene Ontology annotation, biological process: proteasome assembly.
UUUCAUCUUUUGUUUCACUUGAAAAUUUACAAAUUUCAAUGUACAUUUCACUGUAUUAUAGAUUUUCGUUUAAUUUAUUUGUUCUGGAAUCCGAAUAAUUUAUGUAUCAAGUGUCCAUCUAAAGGUUUCAUUCGAAUUUUACUUGAUUUCAUUCAUCUGUUCCAUCUUCGUUGCAUUAUGACUUCUGAAGCAGAAGAUUUGAUGCUCCUUGAAAGAGCUUUCCUAAGAAUUGGUUCGACUGAAAAUGAUAAGCAAUUUGAAGCCUUGAUUGAUAAACUACUCGGUCCUAUAAUUUUCAAAGUUCCUUCACAUCACGACAGCGUCCGGAAAAAAGCUAUUGAGCUGCUGACUCAUAUCAGUAAACGUAUAAAAUGCCGGCCAGAAGUUCAAGUUCCGGUGGAAACACUUUUGAAGUACUAUGUAGAAGUAUCCAAGGAUCAGUUCGUCAAGAAUUUUCUCGUUGUGUAUGUAAAAUUGGGUUAUCAUCGUAUGUCGCCGGAGAAACAAGUGGAAAAUAUUCCUAUACUUUUACAAUGCAUCGAAGAUCCCAAAACUACUGAUCAACUACGGAACUCGUUACUCAAUUUACUUGUGAGAUCGUGUAAAUACUUUGUAGAUUCCGAUACUGCCAAACAAUUUGUCGCAGCAAAUGAUGUAAAAACUUGGAAAAGUUUACCAGUCCUUUUGGAGAUUUUUUCUGAUGUUUUAGUCCUUCCUUAUUCAUUGGAUGUUUAUUCCAACAACAACGCUCUUCCUCCUUGUAUGAGUUGUUAUUCGUUCAAACGAAUUACUCAAGAUGGGAAAAUCGAUGAUUUGGCGCAAAUCAAAUUAGGAAUAUUACAGUUGCUCGAUACUAGCGAUUUAAAACCCGAAGAUAUCUAUUUAUCAUACGUUAUCGCGUCCAUUGAUUUACACGGUGACGUAUCAUCUGUGGGAAAACAGCAGCUAAAGAAAACCGAAGGCUCAUUCGAAUGGACAGAUUCAGUCUUACGACCUCUUUAUAAAUUAUUUGUGGGCGAUAAUGAUAAAGUAGUCGAUGAGAAAAGAAAACGUCCAGCCGAUUUACGAAUCAAAUUGAAAUUGCUGCCAUAUUUGCAAAGAAUUAAUCAUUACUGCUGGCCAGAAUGUAUACAGGUUGUUGUUUCGUGUAUUGAAGAAGAUACUAAUCCCGGGAUUAAAUUAUCCGGUCUUAAUUUUGGUCUGAUGGCUUUGCAAAAGACAGAAUUACACAGCUUUAAGGAAGUAGCUCCGAAUUUUCUCAAUAUUUUAACGGAAAUGUUAUGGAAAAAAGAGAAAGAUACUGCGACCAGAAACACGAUUUAUAAAUUAGCCGGAAACGUUAUCUCUUUGAAUCCAGAGUUGGUUAAAUAUCAUAAAGAAAUAUUUCCUAAAUUUAUCGAAGAUCUCACCGAGGAAACGUCGUCUGAAAUGAGAAAUACGAUAAAAGAUUCUCUACUUAAAAUGGCUUACGCUUUCAAAGAAACCGAAGAACCGGACUCGUUGAUGCAUUUCCUCGCCAACAGAAUCACAUCACCGGAACCUUUGGUUAAACACGUUGUUAUGCAUUAUCUGCACAAAGUUUUCGCUCCUGAUCACGUAAACUCGAGAUUUCUACUAAUGUGGCUGUCAGCUGACUGUAAUGUUAAGAUGCGCGAAGAAGCAGAUAAUUUGUUAUAUGAGCAUUUGAAAUCGUUGAAAGAAAAUAAACCUGAUAAAAUAACGUCACGUCAAAUGCCAGAAUUUUCAGAAAUGUUAAAUUACGUGUAUAAAGGAUGCUGUCCUGGUGAAAGUGGUUUACAGACCAAGUUCAAGUUCGGUGAUCAGAAUUUAGUUCUUCACCAAUUCAACUACGUUAAGAUUCUCGUGCACUUGAGGGCGUGUUUGUUGUAUGAAUGUUAUUGGCCGCUCUGUAUCACGAAAUUCGAUCAUCCAUGUUCAUAUUCUCCCAGAAUUGGACAAUUCCUUCGAAAUUUGUAUGCCACUGAGAGAAACACGCUGGAAUAUUACAUGGAAUUCAUAACUCGAGUCAUGUUGUAUGCUAAUUAUGUCGAACCGUUGAAAUGCUUGUUAGAAAUAGUAGGCACAGUGCCCGAUUUAUUUUCCAUCAUGUUUGUGAAACACUCUCAAACUCUACAAAAUUAUAUGUUCGACAAGAACGAAGAACUGAGCAUCGUAGCAACCGAAAUCUACGGUAUUGUCUUCGCUUACACAUCGAUACCGCCAGAAAUCAAACCGAAAAUCGACGAAUUCUUCAAAUACAUCGAAUCUUCUCAAGAUGAAAAGCAGUGCUGCGCUUCAAUGCGAGUCAUCGGUUGCUUAGCUGAACGCGGACUGUUUCAUAAAACGAAAAGUGUACCGUUGAAUUUAGUCGAACUCAUCGCUGAACGGAUCAAUUCGAAAAGUAACACGAUAGCUCUAACAGCGUGCGAAUCCAUCGGUCGUAUUGGACGUGUGCAUGAUCUGCCAUUACCCAAUCGUAAUCUGAAGGACCCUGUGAAAUACGGAGAUUUCGACGGAUUACGUGUAAAUAAUGAAAAUGAGAAACCCGACAGUGAAAAAUCGACCAACAAGCAAGAAGAUAACGCCGAUGAAUCUACAGCUCAAAUGACCAAGUUGAAGCUGGUCGAAAAAUUACUCGAUUUAGCUACCGAAAAAGAAGUACCUCACAAACUCAAAAUGAAAGCUGCGCAAACAUUGGGAUUAUUAUGUGUCGGAGAAGAAGAGUUCCCUUACCGUAAACUUAUCAUUGUAACGAUUUUGAAUAAGCUACGUGAUGAUAAAAUUAUUGGAACUUUAUUAGACUUCGGAGACGUUCUGUCCGAUUGUAUUAUGGGAUCCUAUUCAAUUCGUUCGUUAGAUUUAUGGAAUCAUAAAGAAUCCGAAUUCAAGUUACCAAAAAACUGGAACCAUGCAAAAGCUAAAGAAUUAUUUUUAUUUACCGUUAGGAAAAUUAAAAGUGAUAUGGUCGAAGACACGAAAUGUAAAUCGAAAACUGCUGGAGCUGUUUGGAUGUUGAUUUUAAUGAAGAGAUGUAUCAAGUUACCAUUAGAUUUAAAUGAUUUGACCGAGAUUCAAAGCAUAUUUUUAGAUUUGAUUGCCCUGAAUGAUGAAACUGUUCACGAUGCUGCCACCAGAGGUUUAUCGUUCAUUCCACGUUUUGUGGACGACGAAUCUACGAAUAUUCUAGCGAAGCAAUUGAUUGAUAAAAUUUAUAAUGUGAAUAAAUCUACUUCUGAGAUUGGCAAUGUUUUAGGAAUGUACAAAGAAUUUUGCUACUUAGUCACAUCGUUGAAAAAUUCUGGAAUGAUUUAUCAUUUUCUGAAUCUACUGAACCGCGAUAAUCAGAAAUCAGAUGAUAAAUAUUCUGCUCAAUUCAAAGACCACGAAGAAGCAUCAGUCGGCGAAUUGAGGCCAUAUUUUCCUCAAAUAGUAUCUUCGUUGUAUUUCUACAGAUUUCAUCCGUCUCCUAAAAUUAAACAAGCCAUGAGCGUAAUAUGGAGCACUCUGUUCCCAGAAAAUGUUAAAACUGUUCAAGCUCACAGUAAAUCCAUCCUUCAAAAAGCCAUCCCCGAGUUAACUCGACCAGCUUUAGAGUUAAGAAUAGCAUAUUGCUUGGCCUUAGAAGACGUGCUCAGAAUCGAAGGAAAUAAAUUCGUUUCCGAAAAUAAAGAACUCAUGCCGGAAUUGCUAACAAAUCUGUAUAAAUUAAUGGACGAUAUUUACGAUUCAGUCAAACGAACCGCUUAUGGGACCACUAAAGCGUAUUUACAAGCUUUCGUACAAAAUAUCUUAUAUCACAAGAAGUCUAGCGAUUCGGAAAACGAACUACUUAAUUUAAUUUUCCCUGUUUUGUUAAACCAAGGAGUAUCUAGUAACGUACUCGAAGUACAAGCUGUUAGCGUAAAGGUCCUUCAGGAUAUCAUCGACCAUGUGGGUACCUUAAUCAAAAGCCAUCUACAUUACUUGAUCCCUAAAAUAUUAGAAAAUGCGUCCGAAAUCGACGUCUCUGUGAUAAAUAAAUACGCAGUGAGAUUCGCCGAUGAUGCGCAAACUACUGAAAAAAUUGAAACUUUCAAAGAACAAUUUGUAUCUAAUCAUUUCUCCACGACUACGAUUAGAGGGUGUAUUCGAUAUAUGGACGAAGACGUGAUCGAGAAACUUUUGCCAAGAUUGUUGGAAUUAUUGAAGGAUAAUAUUAGUUAUAGUACGAGAAUGGCUGCCAUAAAUUUUGUGAUUACUUUGGCCAAUACGAUGGAUGUUCCAAAGCUACAGCCUUUUGUGGGUAAAUUAUUAGGAGCCCUGUUAACGGGUGUGUCGAAUAAUCAUAAAACAGUACGUAAAAAUUCGGCCACAGCUAUUGGAAAUUUAUGUAAAGCAGCUAAAGAUUCGAGCAUCGAUAACCUGCUGAGUAAACUAGUCAAUAUUUAUACAAAAACUCAGGAUGAAAACAUCAAAAGCGCCGUCGGACAAACUUUACUGGCUAUAUCGGCCCAGAAUCAAGAAGCUAUUCAGAUACGAGCUGAGAAAAUCGUUCCCAUUAUAUUUUUCGCGAUGCAUUUGAAAAAGCUUCCUGAUGGCAGCAACGACGGCUUCAUAGAAUUGUGGAACGAAGUAUGGAAUGACGUCAUAGGUUCGAUGGAAGUCACUUUAACGAAGCAUAAAACACCUGUACUUAAACUGCUCAUCGAAUCUUUCAAUUCUCCAGCAUGGAGCACGAAAACUCAAGUGGCCAGAUCGUUAUCGACUUUCGUGAACAAAUACCCGGAUAGUCUGCAAGAUUGCGAAGAAAUUAAAUCCAUCACGAAAGAGAUCAUCGCCACUUUACAAGCAAAGUUUUGGCAUGGUAAAGAAGACCUUCUAGAAACCGCUGCAGCGUUAUGUUCGAAGGAAAGAAUUUUAGACGAAGCUUUGCAAAUCGAAGUUAUCGAGACUGUGUUGAAAGAAUGCAGUCGUGGCAAUAUCGCUUAUAAAACUAUCGCCCUGGAAUCAUUGGGUAAAAUUUUAAUGGUUUCGAAUCACGAUUAUUUUGCUCAAGUGUACGAAAACGUCAAACAUAUCAUAUCCGAUAAUUUCGAAGAGUCAGCCACUGCCAAUUUGGAUAAAGAAGAAAGCGCAUCGGUAUCGAACCAGUGCCUUAAACUGAAAGAAACAGCGUACUUUGUUCUAGGCAAAGCUUGGCCUAACGAUGCUCGUACUCAAAGCACUUAUCAAGAAGAAAUAGUCCAAUUAUUAACCGACUGCUUGAUGAAAAACACCAGAAUUACUCAAGUCUCUGUGAUGGUCGCUUUGAAAAAUCUCAUUAGCAAAUUGAAUAUAAUUAAGAAAUCAUCGUUAACUCCCGAAGAAGAAAUCACCCUCAAUAGCGUCAUGGUGAAUAUUGAAAAAUCCAUUCAAUACGCGAUCGAAUUAAAAAAGCAUACAUUAUUGAAAAAGGAAGCGUUACACGUGAUGAUAAAUUUAAUGGAACAAUUCAACGAAUCUGGAAAUAGAGCGUGUUUGAAACGUAUCGUUGACUUGUUCACGGAUCAUGUGAAUGACCUUACGAAAGAUCCCGAUCCUAUUAUCUCGCUGCAGACGAGUCAGCUGAAGGAAUUACUCAAAAGAAUUUCUCAAAGUUAAGAUUUACCUACUCAGUCAGCAGAUGGCUGAAGACUAACAAUUUUCUUUCCUAACUCGCUUUUGUAUAAAUAAUAAGGUGUACCUUGGUAAUAUGUUUUUUAAAAUAUUUUUUAUUCCGCCCAUUUUUUUCGGCAUCUGUGUUGUUUUAAUGUCGUAUUAUGAUUUUAUUUUUCGUACCUAUAUGAAUACUUAAUGUGAUUGAAUGGAUUAAAUAUCAGCCCCAAUUUUUCAUUUUUUUUUUUUGUUUUUUAACAAUGUGGAAAUUUAGUGGACGGGUUUUGUAUUAUGUUGCAUUUUGUUGCGCAAAUAAAUAUUUUUAAUUGCUUGGA